AUGAAGGGCGUUAACGUGUCUGGGUUGUUGACACUCUCAAUUCCUUUGUUUGCGAUUCUUACUCGUUAUUACUCCUCAAAACACAAGCAGAAGCAACUCUCUGAAGAAGAACAAGAAGAAAAUGAAGUGAAAGCGUCGUCGUCAUGGGCUGAACUUGACCGGAAUCUAUUGGGGGAAAUAGUGAGCAGACUCUGUGUUGCUGAUCAGGCUCGCUUUGGUGCUGUUAACACCCACUGGUUGGCUGCGGCUCGCUCCAUGACUACUAAAUCAUCAUCCUCAUCAUCAUUACCAUGGCAUGGUUGUAAAUAUCCAGGUAGCUCUGAAUUCCGACUCUAUAACCCUUUAUCAUCUCCCAGCCAUCUAGCUUCACAACACCUUAUAGACUGGUCUCAAUUAGGUAUUCCAUCUUCUACUGAUGUAUAUUUGCAUCUUGUCAAGCACAAUUGGGUUUUUCUUUCUGUUACCAAACCAAGAUUGUUUUUCUGGACGCGUACAUACGCCUUUCUGUUCUCUCCCUUUACUAAAAGAAUCAUCACCCUUCCUACUUUUGACUAUCCUAAUGGUUUCCAUUUCGUUUCCACGUUUUCCACCCGACCCGAUUCACCAGAUUGUGUCUUUUGUUGCGUAGACGCUGACCGAGAUGACAAAAUUGCUGUUUUAACAUAUCGCAAUGGUGAUAAACAAUGGACGGCUAGACAAUUUAAUAUGCAUCCUGAUUUUAAGCCUUGGAAUUCCCUUCCUCACAUCCUUGAUGGAAUUCUAUACAUUCUUUCUCCUUAUGGACAAGUAGCCUCCUAUAAUAUCCUUAAUGGAGAAUUCAUCUUUGACCGUUUGCUCCACGACGAGUUUGUUGUUCACAAUUCUGCAAAAAGGAUAGUCCAUUCGUUUGUUUUGAAUGGGGAGUUGCUCAUAAUAGGUUUUAACCCGGAUGUCAGAAAGGAUGCUACUCUUCCAGGCCAACAAUUUGUAAGAAGGUAUCAUCGCUCACUCAAGGUUUGGCUUCCCGUAAGAACCUUAGGGGAUUAUGCUUUAUUUUUCAACCCAAAGUUUAUCGACGUCUCACUAGUUAAUACAAAGGAUAUUAGGACAUGUAACGGACUAUUAUCAAACAAGGUAUACCAUUUUUUCAGUGGCGGCUGCCUUGUUUACUCCUUACAGGACGGUGAAUUAGUUCAGUUUAAGUGUAUAAAUUCAACCUUUUUGGGGGAUGGUGAGAACGAUUUACCUGAGUACAAGUACAAUUAUUCUACUCCAGCUACACAUUUAGCUUAUUGGUUAGAAGCUCCUCCUGUCCACUCCUCCUCAGACAAUUAA
Molecule: messenger RNA, 1314 nt
Organism: Daucus carota subsp. sativus
Lineage: Eukaryota; Viridiplantae; Streptophyta; Magnoliopsida; Apiales; Apiaceae
Exons: 1
Coding region: 1-1314 (437 amino acids)
Source: RefSeq, a predicted model, not a curated record